Xyrichtys novacula (pearly razorfish) is the source of this 2179-nucleotide messenger RNA. The record is from the annotation of a GenBank genome assembly. NCBI's taxonomy places the organism in Eukaryota, Metazoa, Chordata, Actinopteri, Labriformes, Labridae.
AUGAGUGUGUCCCCGCUGACUCUGCUGCCCGGACUCCUGCUGCUCCUGGUUUUCUGUGUGGAGACAAAAAAACUCCAAGCUGGUGUUUCACCUGAGGACCAGGAUCAGGGCAGCCGCCUGAGAGGACUCUGGAGGCUCCACAUGAGGGACUCUGUGCUGAAGGGAAAAGGUGAGACAGUGAGAGAAUCAGAUCUGAUCAGCUGUUGUUAUUUACCUGCUCUGAGACCAGCUUUAGGUUCAGGUUUUACCACAGUGUCAACAGGCAGAGAGGAGACGAGCUGAUAUCCUUUAUUUGGUCUGAUGUGUGCGAUCAUGGCGUCACUUCUGCUGUCACUAGAAUUCAACACGUCUAAAAAGAAACCAACUAAACAGCUGGUUAAAGAGAAGUAACAUCAGAGCAAAUAUUGAUUAAAGGGAUAUUCCGGCGUAAAAUUAAGUUACACACCGUAACACCGAGUUAGACACUUCAUUGAACAAUCGCUUUGUCUUUCAUUGCAUCAAAAUCAGAAUAACACUUGCUGAAAUGUCCAUGAAGGUUGUGAUGUUAUUUUAGAUGUUUCUAAUAUCAGGAGCAGAGUCGUAAUGUUUGCAGAUUGUUUGUUUUGCCGAUUCAUGCAGUUUACAGCACAACAGCUCCUGGUCAUUUUCUUUCUGCGUUGACUCUGCGAGUAAACAAAUAAGAAACGAAAGGAUUUAGAUAUAAAUGUACUUAAUAUUAUUUUUUAACAAAUAACAAAUUACACGUUAGCAAACAGCAAAAAGAAGUAAGACAUCCGUGUUUUAAAAGAAAAAUUAAUUAAAAGAAAAAAGACUGAAUCAGUGUCCUUCAUCCGACAUCCAAUCCAGCUAAUUUGUCAAUAUCUGAGCCAAUAUCCGAUCCAAAUAUCAGAUCGGUGCAUCUCUAGUUCUUCCUUGAGCUGCGGCACCCCGCUGUAGUCCGUAAUGGACUGGCCUGAGGUCUCUCUACAAACAAGCGUCUGCUGGAAGAGAGUAGUUGAGUUGUGUUAGUCUCUUUGCUAAAGAAAUCAGUCAAAGUUAAAAAGAAGUUUGGUGUCUAGUAUUAUGUCUGUGACCCUAUAUGUCCUAGCCUGAGUAGAACAUGGUGUAGCUCAGUGUAGUAACAGAACCUCAUUAGAAAAUUAGCUGAUUUAACUUUACUGUGCUCUUAUUCACAUAUAUUAACUCGACAGCACAUAUAUCCAUACCUGUUAACAAAAUCAUGAUUUUAUUGAUAAUUCGGCUCAAUAAAAACACCUUUACCUUUUCAUUUUAACGCCCCCGCUUAAGUUUGUUUUCUUAGAGGUGUACAACAACUCUGAAUAUAGUACUAUGUCUGUGACCCUAUAUGUCCUGUUGAUGAAGUUAGGUGCUGUUCUGAGCAUUAUUUGUGGCUAUAGGGUGGCGUUUUGGUUGAGGGCGUGAUUCUCGGUCGUUACUAAAGUUGGUAUAACUAGAGAAGCAAACGGUCGGCAACAUUCAUCUCUGGAGGGGGGGUCUAACUCGGUGUUACGGUGUGCUUGACCCUAAAUUAAUUUUACCCCGGAAUAUCCCUUUAAAGAAAAUGUUUCCUGUUUAUUAAAAGUCGAUCAUCUCUUUAUUAAUCAGGUCCGAGUCCUCUUCCGGUCAAAGACGGAGUCAAACAGCAGCUGCUCUACUGUCGGGUCGGGAUCGGGUACCAUCUUCAGAUUCUGCCCAGCGGAGCCGUGAGAGGGGUCCACAAACCAACAGAGUUCUGUGAGUUCAGUCCUCAUGUCUGAGAUCCUCUGACCUUCUGUGGUUCAUGGCUGUUAUUAAGACCUGUUAUUUUCUGCGUGUCUUCCAGGCUGGCUGAAGGUCUUUGCAAUGAAACACGGGGUGGUGGGAAUCAGAGGAGUGAAGAGCGGUCUGUACCUCUGCAUGAAAGGAGACGGACUCGCAUAUGGAGCUGUACGUCGCUCACAAACUCAGAUCAGACAUGAUUAAAGGUGGACUGGUGCUAAAUCUGUCCUUUUUUCAGGAGCGGUUCUCAGACGACUGCCUGCUGAAGGAGAACCUGGAGGAGAAUCACUACACCACCUACUCCUCCCUGUCUCACCCGGGGAUCUACGUGGCUCUGUCCCCUAAAGGAGAGCUCAAGAAGGGGAACAGCGUGGGCCGACACCAGUCCUGCACCCACUUCUUACCUCGGAAGACAUCGUGA